Messenger RNA from Asparagus officinalis (garden asparagus), 1554 nucleotides. RefSeq names its product ATP-citrate synthase alpha chain protein 2. The record is from RefSeq and is a predicted model, not a curated record. Lineage: Eukaryota; Viridiplantae; Streptophyta; Magnoliopsida; Asparagales; Asparagaceae. Gene Ontology annotation, molecular function: succinate-CoA ligase (ADP-forming) activity. Gene Ontology annotation, cellular component: succinate-CoA ligase complex. Gene Ontology annotation, biological process: succinyl-CoA metabolic process; tricarboxylic acid cycle.
GCAGAUCCCCCACUCCAACUACUGCUACUUAUAUAUAUCCCCUCCUUCCCCUUCAAACCCACUCUCUUAUCGGAUCAAGCCGUCGAGAUCCGCGUCCGAACCCGAACCCGUUGCGAUGGCGAGGAAGAAGAUCCGAGAGUACGACUCGAAGCGACUCCUCAGGGAGCACCUCAAGCGGAUCGCCGGUAUUGAUCUCCAGAUCCGAUCCGCUCAGGUUACACAAACAACUGAUUUCACUGGAUUAGUGGACAGUGAACAAUGGCUUUCUUCCAUGAAAUUGGUCGUGAAGCCUGACAUGCUAUUUGGGAAGCUGAACUUGGAUAUGGCUCAGGUGGCUCAAUUUGUUAAAGAACGGCUAGGCAUCGAGGUUGAGAUGGGCGGAUGCAAGGCUCCGAUCACAACGUUCAUUGUCGAGCCUUUUGUUCCACAUGACCAAGAAUACUACCUUUCAAUUGUUUCGGAGAGGCUUGGUUCUACUAUUAGCUUCUCAGAGUGUGGAGGAAUUGAAAUUGAAGAGAAUUGGGACAAGGUUAAGACUAUAUUCCUCCCCACCGAGAAGCCCAUGACACUAGAAGCAUGUGCACCAUUGAUUGCAACCCUUCCGCUUGAGGUGCGAGGGAAAAUUGGAGAAUUCAUAAAAGGGGUGUUUGCUGUAUUCCAAGAUCUGGAUUUUACUUUUCUUGAGAUGAAUCCAUUUACCUUGGUAAAUGGGGAGCCUUACCCAUUAGAUAUGCGUGGAGAACUGGAUGACACAGCAGCUUUCAAGAAUUUCAACAAGUGGGGUGAUAUAGAGUUUCCACUUCCUUUUGGUAGAGUUCUGAGUGCUACAGAAAGCUUUAUUCAUGGACUGGACGAGAAGACAAGCGCUUCUCUGAAGUUCACCGUUUUAAACCCGAAAGGACGCAUAUGGACGAUGGUGGCUGGUGGUGGUGCCAGUGUCAUAUAUGCUGAUACAGUUGGAGACUUGGGUUAUGCAUCUGAGCUUGGGAACUAUGCAGAAUACAGUGGUGCCCCGAAUGAGGAUGAGGUUUUGCAGUAUGCUAGAGUUGUUCUUGAUUGUGCAACUGCAGACCCUGAUGGUCGCAAGAGAGCUCUUCUAAUUGGUGGAGGAAUUGCUAACUUCACUGAUGUUGCUGCUACUUUCAAUGGGAUUAUAAGGGCUCUAAGAGAGAAGGAAUCCAAACUAAAGGCAGCAAGGAUGCAUAUUUAUGUUCGAAGAGGUGGCCCAAAUUAUCAGACUGGUCUCACGAAGAUGAGAGCUCUAGGUGUAGAACUGGGCAUUCCUCUUGAGGUUUAUGGGCCAGAGGCUACAAUGACUGGAAUCUGCAAGCAAGCUAUUGACUGUGUCAUGUCAGCUGCAUAAAUUCAACUUUUGAUUUCCCCUUCAGCCUCUGUUGUCUUUUUUUUUUAAAUCACCAAGUGAGGGAGUGGAAAUCGAGGGUUGUUGAACUUAAUCAUCAAGUUUGUCAAGGACAUCUCUUCGUCAGGUGUGGGGAAAAAAGUAAAAAACUCUUCAUAAUUCGAGUUAUGCGAGUCUAUGUGUGGUUGAAUGCA